AUGAAUCCGGGACCGUUCACGGUGGAACAAGAACAGGUAUUGCGGUCGCUACCAAAAAUACAAGAUGGUCAGGAUAAGGUUAUCGAGGCGCUCAAAGACAUUAAAGCUAAUCAGAAGGUUGCUGACGAUGAGCUCACAGAAAUUACGACUCGACUAGCCGCGAUUGAACGUGACGUCGGUGAUUUGAAAGAGCUAAGGGCCGAUUUCCAACAGCUUAAAUCUGAGAACUCCUCACUUGCAGCCCAGUUGGACCGGGUUGAAAGGCGCCAAGAUGACCUUGAAAAUAGGUCACGCAGAAAUAACCUGGUGUUUUAUGGAUUGAAAGACUUAUCAGGCGAGAGUUGGGAAGACUGUGAACGUCCGGUGCUGUCUCUCUGCUCGGACCAUCUGGGUGUCCAGGUGACGUCAUCGGACAUUGAACGGGCUCACAGGUUAAGGAGAAUGUCACCGCGAACAAUUUAUUUUUAUGAAAACGGUAACAGCGAAAACGAUCAACUACGUGCGAAGCAAGCUGAGCUUGAAUACAUGCAGCGGCGAUACAACCUUUUAUUCUAUGGGCUACCUGAUGCCCAGUCAGUGUCCUGGGCUCAGUCAGAGGAAAAGCUGAUCAAUGUGCAUUCACCCAGCUUGAAAGUACCACCCUCUGAAAUACUAGUCGAAAGAGCACACAGGCUUGGCGGCUUUUCUUCCAAUAAGUGCCGGUCAAUCAUUGCCAAGUUCUCUUCUUUCAAGCUCAAGCAGCAAAUACGUAUCAGCAGUUCUAAGCUGAAGGAAGAAAAUAUUACCGUUAGUGAAGACUAUUCGCCCGCUACUCGCCUUGCUAGAAAGAAACUGUCUGAAUUCGGCAAAACCCAGUCCUCAAGUUUUAAGCUUCGUUUCAACAAACUGCACAUAAAUAAAAAGUGCUAUAUAUACAGCCCCUCUGAUGAUUGCGUGCGUGAAAUCUCGGGUGCCUUUAAGCCGUCAGCCGAAACUUCCGGUAUCGCGCACAAAUCGCCUAAUGCCUCUGUGUCACCCGCCGCUGAAUAGCGCUGCGCGAGGGGAAGUGCACCAAAGUUACCUGUCACAAACCAACUUUCGUUUCUUUUCACAAACAUUAGAAGCCUAAUUCCAAAACGUGACGAUCUCUGCUCUGCUAUCGAUGCCUCUGACGCCGACAUAAUCUGUCUUACUGAAACCUGGUUGUCUGCGCAGGUUGAUAACAGUGAAUUGUUUGAUCGCAAAAAAACGCUACAACAUUUAUCAGUGUGACAGAGGUGCUCGGUGUGGCGGAGGCGUGCUUAUAGCGAUUUCGGACACGAUUUUGUCUUUUCCAAUUCAUCUCAGUAACGAUUUAGAACUUGUUCUGGUUGAAAUACAAACGUGUUCUAAGAAGUUGAUAUUGGGCGCUUGCUAUCGACCACCAUCCUGUUCACCCACUUUUGUUGACGAGCUUCAUGAUGUCAUUUACAUGUUAACAAUACGGUAUCCGAGUAGUCCGCUCCUUUUACUAGGUGACUUUAACUUCCCAAAUAUAGUUUGCUAUAGCGUGCGUUCCACUUGUCAUCCUUUCUCCGGUAUGGGCGACGCGUUUUUGAAUUUGUGCAACGAUUUUAACUUGUCCCAGCUAGUGACGCAGGCAACAAGAAUUACGUGUACCACAUCUAACAUCUUAGAUCUAGUACUCACCACUGCACCUGGUCUUUUCCAUCCCAUAUCCUACUUACCGGGGCUAAGCGACCACUUGCUGCUUCAUUUUUCUUUCGCCUGCUCAGUGUCUCAUAGCAGCAACCACAAAAAAUAUAUCCGGGACUAUAAACAUGCAGAUUUCGAUGCUGUUAAUCACGAACGCUCUGCUUUUUUGGGUGAUUACAUGCACAACUUUUAUGAUCGCUCCGUAAAUACUAACUGGAUUUUGUUCAAGGAAAAGGUUCUAUCACUCAUAGAAAAAUAUGUGCCGCGCAUAGUCAUCACAUCUAACCGGCAAUCGCCAUGGUUCAGUCAAUCGCUAAAAAGACUACGCAAUAAGAAAAAACGCAUUCUCCACUCUGCAAAGCUAAUCAGUACUCAAGAGCGUUGGAGUGCUUAUCAGACCGUGGCUACUGAAUACAAACAAGCCCUCAAAGAUGCAAAGGAUCUAUUUUUCAAUACUACAUUGCCAUCUCUUUUACAUACUAACCCUAAGCAAUUUUGGAAUGUAGUCAACAAAGGAGA
This is a messenger RNA of Rhipicephalus sanguineus (brown dog tick), 2193 nucleotides long. RefSeq lists its product as uncharacterized. The record is from RefSeq and is a predicted model, not a curated record. NCBI's taxonomy places the organism in Eukaryota, Metazoa, Arthropoda, Arachnida, Ixodida, Ixodidae. The transcript is spliced from 2 exons. The coding region runs from base 1 to 1029 and encodes 342 amino acids.